Sorex fumeus (smoky shrew) is the source of this 549-nucleotide messenger RNA. Its product is annotated as gastrokine-3-like. The transcript has 6 exons. The record is from RefSeq and is a predicted model, not a curated record. The coding region runs from base 1 to 549 and encodes 182 amino acids. Lineage: Eukaryota; Metazoa; Chordata; Mammalia; Eulipotyphla; Soricidae. Gene Ontology annotation, biological process: regulation of cell population proliferation.
AUGAAGCGCCUUACUGUAUCUGCCAUCCUUGUGGUCUUCCUGUUGACUCCAUCGCUUGCUCUGAUGAAUCCCAGUGACAGCAGCCAUCCUCUGGAUGGGUCUGUUGGGACCCAGAGCAUCCAUGUCAAUGCCUUGCGAGGUAUAGUCAGCAUCAGAGACAACAAUGUUUUGAGUGAAUGGGAUGGAAUCUUGGACUACAAGAAUGCCCUCCUGGUGACUAAACUGUUUAACAAGAUGGCCUGUGUCCUGGCCAAGAUGGACCAAGCUGUUUUCCCGACUCUGGAUGACAUUAGGAAGGCCCUAGACCAGCAGACUAAAAAACAUUCUCCCUCCACUCGCGGCUUGACCUACACUGUGUUGCCCACCCGGGUCAAGAACCUAGCCCAGUAUGGAAUGGCCAUCAAGGACAUGUGCAGAGAGGUCCCCACCUACUUUGCCCACCAGCAGAAAGAAGGUUCUGCCCUCGCAAUUGACCCUGAUUCCUGUUCUGAGCUCCACCUUCUGUCCUUUAUGGGAAUCUCCAUCUGUGGUGAGAUCCCUGGACUCUGA